Molecule: messenger RNA, 1663 nt
Organism: Protomyces lactucae-debilis
Lineage: Eukaryota; Fungi; Ascomycota; Taphrinomycetes; Taphrinales; Protomycetaceae
Exons: 4
Coding region: 107-1663 (518 amino acids)
Biological process (GO): RNA polymerase I preinitiation complex assembly; nucleolar large rRNA transcription by RNA polymerase I
Cellular component (GO): RNA polymerase transcription factor SL1 complex; RNA polymerase I core factor complex
Molecular function (GO): RNA polymerase I core promoter sequence-specific DNA binding
Source: RefSeq, a predicted model, not a curated record
GGGCAGGCGACCUCAGCUUCGUGGAUGAACCACACCUCCACUUCGAUGAAUUUCAAAGCUAUCAAUCUCAGCUGCUCAUAAACUCUGCUAUACUCAAUAAUCUCUUAUGAGUCGCCCUCGCUUCGUGAAAGGCCCAAUCUGCGGCAAAGACAAUUGUCGUUCGCGCUACUACUACAAAGCAGACGGCCAGACCUUCUGCCGAAACAAUCACUUGCGUGAAGGAGAUGUUGACUAUGAGAUUGACGAUGAGGAGGGUAUGGCAGGGGGUUUUGGUAAUCGCAGAAAACGUGAAGCAAAAGAAGUAACAGAGGAUGACCCAUCGAAACGACAAACUCGUGUCUAUGGCAAGGCUGGCUUUCUGAUCUACCUGCAAGCACUUCAAUGCGUGCUGAAGGCGCAGCUACAGUUUUUGCAACUCAAAUUGAGUAUCUCCGGACUUGAAUCGCUAGGCAAGCAGCUAUGGCAGGCAUUGCUAGAAGCAAGCGAAGUACAUACACGAUUACCGCAGCCAGAACCAGACAAUCAACGUCCAGCAUCACAAGAUGAUUCUGACCCUGAAAGCAGCCAGAUGCCAAAUUUGGCUGGUAGCGACACUCAGCAAGGAGUUUCUGAAGGCCCAAAGACGAGAGUCUAUCGCAGCAAACGCUACCAAAUGCAUUCACCAGGUUUGUUGCACAUCUUCUCAAUCUGCUACCUCUCCCUCAACCUUCUGCGAGUGCCAAUCACGUUCAAGGAACUGCAUACAUGGCUCAUUAACGGAGACUUGCUCUUCCUACACAGUCGUAAUCUAUUGCCCGAUGAAUUGUUCAUUAGACUCGAUGGUCACUACCAUGAGCGCCUGCAGCCUAAAUCAGUUCCGACAGUCCAUCGACUCUGGCAGUGGGCCAUGCACACUGGAGAUUUCCUUUCCUUGAAGGCAGGCAUUCAUUUUGCACCACUCAAUGCGCCACCUGUCGUGCUUCAUUAUGUCAAGGAACUCUUCUUACCAUGCAAGUCACCGCUUGGACGUCAUGAAUGCUGUAUUGCACCUAGUAGACACUCUACCGGCAUCAUCCCGCGAAAGUUGAAACGAGCGAGUCCUGAAGAGCGUUUACUGGCAUUAACGCUGAUUGUUGCUAAACUCUUUUAUAACCUUGAUGGCAUUCAACGCGGGACACAAAGCGCACUAGAGCCGCCCGUGCGUGGACCAAACCUGGAAUUAUUUCAACAACACCUGAAAACGCGCAUUUCUACCCUUCUCGGCGUUCAUGUCGCUAGCAAGACAACAGCAGACCAAGUCGUUCAUAUGAGUGGCAAGGAAAUGGACGAGUACCUUGAUUACUUUGCCACACAAUGGGCGCAGGAGCGUCCCAAGACUGCACGGACCUUGAAGGGAGCAAUGCCUGCACCCAUCCUGAACAUGUUUCCAGUGGCGACUGGUCGUGCGAUGGGAGAAACGCAGACGCAAGCAGAGAAGGCGCCGCAUAGGGAUACCCUCGCUGAGGCCGUGAGGGAAUUGUAUAUGAGGACUGGCCCACGCCACACGAAUGCCAAGCGGCCCGGUCAAGGUCAUCAGCUGACGGAGCUAGAAAUACCUGCAAGACGAGAGCUUUGGGACGUGCUGCUAGAGCUGGCGAGUCUUGAAAAGGGGAAGACCGAGAAAGAAUCUAUUGCAAGACAAUGA